AUGACCGUCCAAGCACAAAAUCCUAUACAUGAUAGCAAAUACGUGAAAGUGGAUCCGGUAAGAAGAAAGAUACGAGGGUUCAAAGUCGGGACACUAGUUGCCAUUCCCCAUGCAUGUGAAUUGAUGGUUGAGCGACCCUUGUCAUCCCCUCAGGUGUGCGUCGGGAUCUGGUUCUACAGCCUGGCCCUGGUGAUUCCCCCAUACAUGGGAUGGAGUAACUACGUCCCGGAAGCGUUCCUCGCGUCCUGCACCUGGGAUUUCUACACCCGGACCUUGAGUAAUCGGACCCAUUACGUCUUUCUCCUCUUCUUUGGAUUCCUGGUUCCCGUCUCCAUCAUCUUCUGGGCUUAUCUCUCCAUCGUCCGCAGGUUUCGACUAGUCAGAGAAGCUCGAAAACGUAUGGAGUUCUGGGUGGCCAAGAUCGUCUUUGUCCUCAUCGUCCUCUUCUUAGUCUCCUGUACUCCGUACAAGAUUUUCAACUGCAUCGCGAUCUUCGGCGACAUCGAGCUGAUCACCCCCUGGGUCUCGGCCGCACUGGAGGUCUUCGCAAAGGCAUCCGUCGUCUACAAUCCCAUCGUGUUCGGGAUCUCCCACCCGGCGUUCCGCUACAACCUCAAGCGGAGGCUCGUCAAGAUUCUAAGCGCAAACAUGAACGAGGACGAGAAGGAGGCGUUCCAGCAAUCGUCCUCAUCUGACGCGUCCCGCCUCCAGCGCGGCAACGGCAGGCGACUAUCGAGGGACUCCUCGUCUGCCAACACAAAUCGGAUCCUGACUCGGUUCCGAGACUAUCACCGCGAAGCUAGCAGCGGUGGCGAUGACUCGAUCGUGUCCUGCCUCAAAGACAAACGUAACCCCAACCCCAACCCCAACCACAAAGAGAGGACGGUGCGAUUCCUGACUCCAGAGCCCCAGCUAAGCGAUGGAGGUUCUUCGAGGGAAAUAGACGGAAAAAAUAAUAGGGUGAAAGUAAAGGGGUCCUCUAUGGAUGGGAGUAAUUACAUCUUGCUUGAUCGCAAGGAGAACGGGGAAGCAAUCAUCCGCAUUUCGAAGAGGAAACGCCCUGGAGAGAGAAAUUGCACGCCUGGAGUUUCGGUCAAAAACCAGCUUCUCCAGAUGCUCCUAAGUGUUCUCCAGAAAAACGAGGAUCCAGCCGCAGAAAAAGACCUCGAGUACAGCAGCUUUCACCUCUGUACGGAUGAGGAUCGACUCGAUCGGAUUGACCCGACACGGGGUUCGUGUGACUCGGUUGGCAACCCGGUUUCCGGUCGUCUGCGGGUGAAUGCUUCACGAGAGACCUUCGGGUUGGGCCCGUGGGUCUCUCUCAGCGUCCGAGUUUCUGGUCGGGUGCGGGCCAUGAUUCGAAUAGGGCUGAUCAGGUUCGGAAUAGUUGGCCCGUGA
Messenger RNA from Darwinula stevensoni, 1398 nucleotides. NCBI's taxonomy places the organism in Eukaryota, Metazoa, Arthropoda, Ostracoda, Podocopida, Darwinulidae. The record is from the annotation of a GenBank genome assembly.